CCUAGUGCAACUAGGAUGAGUAUUCAAUUAGCUGACCGAUCUGUAGUUCAUCCUAGGGGCAUAGUGGAAGACCUCCUGGUUAAAGUUGGCAUAUUCAUUUAUCCUGUGGAUUUUGUUGUCUUGAACAUCAAUGAAGACGUAGAAGUGCCCCUUAUACUAGGAAGGCCUUUCCUGGCCACCGCCAAGACUCCAUAGAUGUGCAUGAAGGGACCUUAGUCUUGAGAGAUGGCGAGGAGCAUAUAACAUUUCCCAUAGCUAAUAAUAUACAUGGUUUAUCGCCUUGUCAUGCUCUCUCACCAGGUGCACGAGUCUGUCAUGUAUCCUUCUUUGCCUUCCAUUUUGCAGGAUUCUCCUCUCAUACCCUCGUUGCCACUCCCGUCCACCCCGUUACCAAAAGAAAAGGUUCAGGAGGAAUGGCGGCCGAAACUGCAGGUAGCUAAGCCUGCUCAAAAGAAAGUUGGAGACCACUAUGAGCUGGUCCCGACUCCUGAGCCACGACCGCCCUGGCCAACCGAGUAUUCACUCGCUUGCAUCCUGCCGGAUGGCCAGGUCGAGUUGACAAGUGCUGGUGGUCACUCCCGUCGUGUGCAUGGCCACCAUCUGAAGUUGUACCUUAAGAGCGAUGUGGAUCCACUCUGAGCAUCCACUCUCUGCGUCCAGCUAAAGACGUAAAAGAAGUGAUCGUCGGGAGGCAACCCUACCACGGUUUGUUUUUUUUUUCUUGUGUCUUUUUUGAUUUUUUCCACUUGGAACUAUGGUUUUUAUCACCCAGUGUGUUUUGAUUACUCUAGCUCGGUGCCUUUCCACUGGUCCACCUUCUAGUCUGCCCCUGAUGACUGGUCCCAUUUCACGUCCACCGGCAAUCCAUUUUCCCAGUAACAUCGUUCCCCUUAUUCUAUCCUCUUCUCCAUUGAGGGCAAUAUCGUGUUUAAGUGUGUGUGUGGGGGGGGGGUGUUUAUCUUUGACUGCAUAGAUGAGUUUUUGUGCUUGGAGCCUAGUCCGCUGUCCAAAUCUCGAGAUUUGAGGGCUCCAAGUACUGAUGUUUGCUUGAUCAUAUGGGCACAGUGGUUUAUGUGGUAAAUCGAUUGGCUGUUAACAUUGAUGCAUGGCAACUUGAUUGUGACUAGGACAACCUAUAAUGAUGACUGAGAAGUGCGGUAGAGUUAUGUCGGGGUUCAGUUUUUCAACUGUUUUGCUUACCAACUGUGACUUGGAUUGAUCACUUAUCUUCUACAAUCGUUCAUGCAUCUAGUUCAGGGAAUCAUGAUGAGAGAUAGAGCAUAUAGAUAGUCAUGUGAGAUUUGAGCCUGCUCGUUUCUUUCUUGUGCGAUAGAUCCCUCUUCCAUGAUGUGUAGCAUUCAAAUUAGGAUGAUGGAGGCAUAGGAAGAGACCACGACCAAAUUGACUGUCCUGGUGUGUCAUACCCACUAGUCAGCCCCUUUGAGCCGUGUAACUUUCCUUCUUUCGAUCUUCAAUGAAAAUCACCCUUUUGCAUUUCUUAGAGGUUCCAUAGAGUGGGUUUUGCAUGUUCUCUACUAUUUCUGCUAUAAAUAAUAUGAGAGUUGGAGGUAGUUCUUAAAAAUUGGGCAUGUGCUUGAAAAAUGUGCAGAGGUGGUGGUUCUCUCAAGAAAAGAAAAAUAUGAAUGAAAGCAAAAGAGAGCCACUACCAAAAAUCUGAACCAUGCCCAUUAGAUAGUGUUUCUUAGUAGUCUGGCUUAGAAAUACUAACACAUUGUGACCUCCUUCACUCGUGUGCUCUAAAGAACGUGAUGAAUGCAGAAUGGCAGAAAGAAAGUAAUUGGGUUGCAUGAUUGUGACUUUGUUAGUUUUGGAACUGUGGAACCCUGUUUAAUAAAUUCUUCCACCACCUAAAAGGUCUUUCCCUAUAUCCAAGACCCUAGCUAGUCAUCUGAACUAGUGUGUAAGACCUCCGAAUUAGUUAGUGGCGACACCCGAUAUGUGAACUCUAGCAUUUAGAGGUUGCCGUCAUGGUGAAGAGAUGUUAGGAUUGAGAGAAUAAGCAUGCACAUUUUUCGCAUCAAAUUGACCUGACCCCACUGGUCGAGAGUGAGCGAUUCAUUUCCUUAUACUCUUUACAUUUUUUUAUCUCGUUGAGGACCUAGAUUGCUCGCUCUUAAUUCUGAUGUAUUGAGUUUUAUGCAUGAGGUGACUGUCUUGAAUGAGUGGUUGGGUCAAGUCUAUGUUCGUUGGUGAACAAAAGGGAGACUCUUCCAUUACCCGAUUUUGCUACACUCGAAUGUCAUAUGUGGUGGUUGUCUAGGUUGCCGGCGAGGUUGUUCAUGUGUUGAUGUUUAAAAUCCAAUGUGAUUCACGUAUUUUGUGCCUAAAUGAUAUGUCUCCAAAGUUUGCAGGGUUAAAAUGUUUUGAGCUUACCUUGUGUCUGACUUGGUUUGCUUGGGGACAAGCAAACGGACAAGUGUGGAAGAAUAUGAUGACUCGAUACUUACACAUGUUUUUGUCCGCCAUUCUUAUACUAUUUGAGGCUCGG
Messenger RNA from Linum trigynum, 2509 nucleotides. The record is from the annotation of a GenBank genome assembly. NCBI's taxonomy places the organism in Eukaryota, Viridiplantae, Streptophyta, Magnoliopsida, Malpighiales, Linaceae.